This is a messenger RNA of Zeugodacus cucurbitae (melon fly), 1017 nucleotides long. RefSeq lists its product as uncharacterized. Lineage: Eukaryota; Metazoa; Arthropoda; Insecta; Diptera; Tephritidae. Bases 349 to 969 code for a protein of 206 amino acids. The record is from RefSeq and is a predicted model, not a curated record. The transcript is spliced from 3 exons.
UUUUUGUGCUUUGAUAGUCUUUAAUACCACAAAGACCACCAGCGAAGCUACAAGAACGAUUCAUUUGCAAAGUCCCCUGAAUUUGUUUCCAACUAAAUACUACGAUUAAAAGCUGGGAUCUUUGAGAGCUUAACGCUCGACUGUCGUUUAUAAGCGGUGAUAAGAGUCUUUGCAUUGUUAUCACUUUACAGUUAUGCAGAAAUUAAUACCAAAUUUAUUUAUAUGCGCACUUAACUGAGUAUACUUGCAACCUCUAAUUCCACUAGUUGACCAGCACUGCAUUUUCAAGCGCGUGCGAUGGCAUUCGAUUUUCAUUAACAAUUUUGUUAGCAAAGUAAACAAUUCAAAAUGAAAUUAGCUAUCUUCGCACUUGUACUAGCAUUGUGCCUCGCAGUCAAUGCGGCCAGUGUGGACUACUCUAUCGAAGAUGAGGAGGUUAUCGAGUUGUCUCCUUCGGAGUUAGCCGAUCAGAUUAGCAAUGCAUUCUUUUACGGUGUGUUUGGACGCUUGAAGCCGACUAUUAAAGCCGGCCUUCGCACUCUAAAGGGUGUACAUUGCACCAUCGAGAGGGUCAUAAGCAUACAUGCGGCUGGCAUUAAUUUCUUGAAUGCAUUUAAGGAUUGCAAUAGCGCUGCCUUUAAAGACUUGAAUGCGCUCCUAAAUCAAGUCCAAACUGUGGUUUACACAUGCAAUGAUAUUGUAAACUUGAAUGAGAAUGUCUGCAAUAAUAGUGACUACAAUGAUGAGGCUGAUGGUCAAAAGAAGACAUCAAAGACUUGCUUUGGCAAAUUGGUGAGCAAGAUGGUAACCCUGAAGAAGCAGAUCGGCAAAACCGUUACCCUAUCCAAGAAGUUGUCCUCUACCCCUGGUGCUUAUGGCGCAUGCAAUAUGGAAGCUGUCGAUGAUUUGCUCUCCGUUUUUACUGAAUUCCCCACCUUCGUUAAGGAGUGCUCGAAAUUGACCAGUUAAAUAUGUAAUAAAUUUUGAUUUCACGAAAUAAAUCUUUAAAUAUCGAAA